Pomacea canaliculata is the source of this 4015-nucleotide messenger RNA. RefSeq names its product transcription elongation regulator 1-like. Gene Ontology annotation, molecular function: RNA polymerase binding; transcription coregulator activity. The record is from RefSeq and is a predicted model, not a curated record. The transcript is spliced from 22 exons. Lineage: Eukaryota; Metazoa; Mollusca; Gastropoda; Architaenioglossa; Ampullariidae. Bases 201 to 3692 code for a protein of 1163 amino acids. Gene Ontology annotation, cellular component: nucleus.
AUGAUCUACAUGUCACAGAUGUAUACAUUAUUUUCGUGUUACAACUGAAGAUAGCAUUCAUAGAUCACGAGCACCUGUGUAACAACUUCCGCUUGGUGGUAAGGAGAGUAAUGCGAGGUAGGGACUUCCGUAAGGUUUUUGUUGCACCUCCCAAUCCAUGUUCUUGUAUCAACCACCGCGUGCAUAAAUAAUCAGCAAAGAUGGAGGAAGAGAACGGAGUGUCGAUGGACGGAAUAUCAAAUUAUGAAAUGGAGGGAUCCUCCGAUAUUGACGAAAGGCUCGACAGAGGAUCUGUAAAGCAAGAAUUUAUGGUACCGAAUGAAUUGAGUGAAGACAAAAUGGCAGUAAUGCAAGCAGGUGAAAUACAGAGUAAUGACAUGUCUAUGGGGAUGCAAAAUAGUGAGAUACCAAUGGACAUGCAAAGCGGCGAUAUGACAAUGGGUAUGUCUCCAAACGACAUGACUGGAAGUGGAAUGGCUAUGUCUCCAAAUGACAUGACUGGAAGUGGCAUGGGUAUGUCUCCAAAUGACAUGACUGGAAGUGGUAUGGGUAUGUCUCCGAAUGAUAUGACUGGAAGUGGUAUGGGUAUGCCACCAAACAAUAUGCAGAAUGAAAUGGGGUAUCCGCCCGGCGAUAUGGGAAGAUUCAACCGAUUCCCUGGUCCAGGAGGACCUAUGCGAGGACGAGGAGGCUUUAUGGGUCCCCGUGGACCAAGGGGUCCCCCUUUCCGUGGACCACCUGGACCACCAGGGCGAUUCAGAGGCCCACCUGGGCCAAUGGGUAUGCGUGGGCCACCUGGAAUGAGAGGCCCACAUGGACCAGGACCUAUGCGGGGUCCAGGAGGGCCCCGUGGGCCACCAAUGUUUGGCAGACCCCCGUUUGACCCUAAUUAUGGUCCACCCCAAGGCAUGGGCCCACCUGGACCUGGUAUGCCAAUGAGUGGUCCCAACAACAUGUCAAUGAAUGGCCCAGGUGGAAUGUCCCAUGGCAUGCCUCCUCCAGGAAUGCCACCCCCAGGCAUGCGCCCACCAAUGAUGCCUCCGCCAGGAUUCCCUCCACCUAACUUUAACAUGCCACCACCCGGCUUUCCCCCAACAUCAGGAGGAAUGGGUCCACAGAUGGGUCAGGGUGGUCUUGCAGGUUUAGAUCCUAACCAAGAAUUAUGGGUGGAAACAAAAACAGCAGAAGGAAAGGUUUAUUACUAUCAUGCUCGAACGAGAGAGGCUUCAUGGACAAAGCCUGAGAACUGCAAGAUCAUAACACAGGAGGAGGUGGAGGCUAUGGCACAGGCACAAGCAGGACGAGCUGUGCCCUCUACAGCUGCCCAAGCAGCAAUGGCUCAAGCUCAAGUAACCAAUCACCAGACAUCUCCAGACCAGACUGCUGCACAAACAAUGUCAGCACACUCUGGUAUGCCAGUUGGUGGAAUGCCUCAGGGGAUGGGCAUGGGGCAAGGAUAUGGUCCUGGCAUGAUGCAAGGCUUUAACCCACAGAUGAUGCAGCAGCAUCAAUCCCAACAACACCAGCAGCAGCAAAUGAUGAUGGCUUCCAUGGGCCAAGCAGUAGCUGCUGCAGCUUCGGCAGCAGCAGCAGUUGUAGCUGCUGCCACAGCUGCUGCAGCCUGUGAAAACAGUUCGCCUGAAGCCGCACUUGCCGGCCAAGACUCUACUGCCAUGCAGAAGACUCCCUCAUCUCAGUUGCCACCUAAACCACAAGAAGUUCAGGAAUGGUCAGAACACAAGAAUACUGAUGGACGAAGCUAUUACUACAACUCACGCACCAUGGAGUCCACAUGGGAGAAGCCACAAAUACUUACAGACUGGGAGGCAAAGGUAAGUCAAACUCAAACACAGGAGGCAGCACCUGUACAGAUCAAACAGGAACCAGCACCUGGCAGUUCAUCUCCUUUGACAGCAGAACAGACCCAGAUGGACACAGACAUAAUUAAGGAAGAAAAAAAGGAGCAGCCAGUUCAGGAGGAAAAGGUAGAGCAGCAGAAAAUAGUGGACAAAUCACGUCCUGUCUCCAGCACACCUGUUCCUGGCACGCCUUGGUGUGUUGUGUGGACUGGGGAUGGCCGAGUUUUCUUCUACAACCCAAGCCAGCGCGUAUCUUUGUGGGAGAAACCGGAGGAAUUACAGGGACGGUCUGAUGUGGACAAGCUUCUUCAGGGCAACAAGGACCCAGUCAAAGAAGAGGAGAAGAAGAAAGAAGAGGAGGAUGAGGAACCACAGGCAAAGCGCAAGAAGGUGGAGAAAGAGGAGCCAAAGGAGGAGAAGAAGGAUGCACCAAAACAGAUCGACAUGGGCAAAGAGGCAGCCAUAGAAGCGGAGGUGCAGGCAGCCAGACAGCGGGCAGUGGUCCCCCUUGAAAUCAGGAUGAAACAGUUCCGCGAUAUGCUGGCAGAGAAAGAGGUAUCGGCCUUCUCCACGUGGGAGAAAGAGCUUCACAAGAUUGUGUUCGACCCUCGCUACCUUCUGUUGACGUCGAAGGAACGUAAGCAGGUGUUUGACCAGUAUGUGAAGGAGCGGGCAGAGGAGGAGCGCCGUGAAAAGCACCGUAAAAUGAAAGAGAGGAAGGAAGCAUUCCGUCAGUUGUUGGAGGAUGCCAAACUGCAUGGAAAGUCCUCCUUCAGUGACUUUGCUUCAAAGUAUGGUAAAGAUGAGAGGUUCAAAGGCAUUGACAAAAUGAGAGAUCGCGAGUCUGUCUUCAACGAGUUUGUUUCGGACAUGCGUCGCCGUGAGAAGGAAGAGAAGUCAAGUCAAAGAGAAAAGCUCAAGACGGAUUUCAUGAAGCUGUUGAAGGAAACAUCUGGGAUUGACCGUCAUUCUCGAUGGAGUGACAUUAAGAAGAAGAUCAACUCUGAUCCUCGUUACGAGGCUGUGGACAGCAGUUCUCGUCGCGAGGACUGGUUCAAGGAUUACAUCAAGACCCUGGAUGAGCAGGACUCCGAAGACGAAGAACGCAAGGAGCGAGAAAAGCAAGAACGUAUUGAGGCUAGCAUAAAGAAACGUGAGGAGGAAGUGCAGCGCUCUCUCUCUCAGUCGCUGAAAGAACGUGACAAGGAGCGAGAGCAACAUAAGAAAGAUGAAGCUGUCCAGCAUUUCAACGCCUUGCUUGCAGAUUUGGUGCGGAAUCCAGAGAGUUCAUGGCGUGAAACACGAAAACAGCUGCGCAAGGAUCACCGCUGGGAUUUGACAGAGCAGCUGGACAAGGAGGAAAAGGAAAAGCUGUUUGAGGCCCACAUUGAGAAUUUGACACGUCGCAACAAAGACAUGUUUCACAAACUGCUUGAAGAAACUGCAAUUUCUUUGACAUCUUCAUGGAAAGAGGUUAAGAAACUGAUAAAGGAUGAUCCACGCUACAGCAAAUUCUCUUCCAGUGACAGGAAACGUGAAAAAGAAUUCAAUGAGUACAUGCACGAAAAGUUUGUCAAUGCAAAAACAGAGUUCCGGGAGCUUCUGAAAGAAACAAAGACGAUCACACACAAGACCAAGAAGGCUAUUGAGGAGAAUGAAAACCACUUGGCAGAUAUUGAAAAGAUACUGCAGAAUGACAAGCGUUACCUGACGCUGGAUUGUGUCCAAGAUGAACGUCGCAGCAUUCUAAUGCAGUACAUCAACGACCUUGACCGCAAGGGGCCACCCCCACCACCAACAGCCUCAGAGCCUUCUCGCCGGAGCACGAAAUAAAGGACCAUUGUUCUAUAUGCUUGACGUUUUAAGUAAAAUUUGUAUGACAUUUUCUUGGGUACCUCGAAGUUUCUUGUUUAAAACCUUUGCCACUGCAUCUUUUAAAAAACAAGUAUGGCUUAGUGUGAAAUCAGCAUCAUUUUAUAAACAAUUUUUGAGUGCUUAAUGCUAGUUGGAUUAAUUCAAAACCUGAUUCUCUAAGGGUAAUUGUUAGCAUAAAUGUUUUAUUGAGUAGGAUUUGAUUUUGUGUCGCGGCAGUAUGUCAAGGACAAAAUGGUGCUUCAAAUGGUAUUUCAAGGAAAAUAAAGUACCAGCCAAAAGAA